Messenger RNA from Truncatella angustata, 2163 nucleotides. RefSeq names its product P-loop containing nucleoside triphosphate hydrolase protein. The transcript has 8 exons. Gene Ontology annotation, molecular function: ATP hydrolysis activity; ATP binding. NCBI's taxonomy places the organism in Eukaryota, Fungi, Ascomycota, Sordariomycetes, Amphisphaeriales, Sporocadaceae. The coding region runs from base 144 to 2150 and encodes 668 amino acids. The record is from RefSeq and is a predicted model, not a curated record.
GCUUGACCUUCUUCACCUGCGCCUUGAUAUAAAAACUUCAGGUACAGUAAAAGCGACUCUUCCAUUAUGCGUGCCAAUUUUUCCUGUGAUCAAACACUGCCAGUCAAUAGAGCGCUACGGUUUUACUUCUUCCAGAGCCCGAAAUGUCGGACGGCGGUAGUUCCAUCCAAUAUCAAAGGAGUAUUGGGACAUCUAGUGACUUGUCAAAAAUGAUCGAAAGCACCAAAUAUAAUGCUGAGUUUAGCUUGGGUAUGAGACCAGAAAUUAAACAAUUAUAUCGAACGGAUGGCCGCUCGCACUGGGAUGACUGGGAUCCCGAGAAUACCCCUAUGGAUGUCGAAGCAAGCUCCUACGCCCAGGAAUGUGCUCUAAUCGUCCGGAAAUUGCCACAGCAAGACACGCAUCAGAUCGCCCUAGAUUCCAUCACUGUCCAAAGCCCAUUGAUAAAAAAUGUACUCAACCUUGUGUUUGAAGGAUAUGAGGGCCUCGAUACCCGCUUGAAGCAGCUCACAUUCAGCGCGCCUUUUCAUCCAUUCUACUAUCGGUGGCAUCGACUAAGAAAGGUUCGCGAUGAUGAACAGGACUACGAUACGAAAGUUCAUAUUGACCUCUUGUAUACGAUUCUGAAACAGGAAAUCCUGCCCCAUAUUGAGGCGAUGGAGGACUUUGUCAAGAAUGAGGCGAUCAACUAUAACUAUCUGUGGACGAUCUUCGCUCCGGGAAUGGAGCUUUACAGCAAGGUCAAUAGCCAAGAUCGAAUGUUUUUGCUAACGAACACUAGCUACGGAGGUAACAUGAGCGGAGAGUUUUUCUCCUUGGAUUGCCAGUAUAUUGACUGCGAUGGAUCGACUUUUGGGCACAUCACAACUUCGAUCGACAUCUACAAGUUUGAGGGUGUGAAGAAAAUCACCGAACUCGAUGUAUUCCCCUGUCACUUACACCACGAUGCUGAGGGUGUAGUUGAGCGGCUGCACGCGCGUGGUGAGAAAAGUGAGCAGUUGAAUGGACUCCACCACGUGAUGUAUUCCGGAUUUUAUACAACCACAUCUUCCAAGCAGGCCCGCAAGCGCUACGUCGAAAAAGGCCGCAUCAUCAUCGAUCCUCAUACCUUCAAGAUCUAUGGUAUGGGUAACCAUGAUCUCGAGUCAACCGUAACCGGAUCACCUAUAGUCUCGAGUAAUGACGACGAUUUCGGUUACAGUAUGAUACAUAAGGCAACAAGCCAAGCUCUUCAUCGCUUCAUGGCGACCUUGGAGAAGUUCGAAAGGCAGAAAAUGGCCGACUUGCAACAUAGUUCGAACUAUCUGACUCCCAGGCAACGAUUACUGUGCACUCCGUACAUCCGGGGCUACUGCCUCAGGACCAAGGCUUGGGCUGAGUUUCAUGUCGAGAACGUCAGCCCUGUAUUCUGGAGCGAAGAUGCAUUCACAAAACUUGUGCUUCCUCAUGGAUAUAAAGACAUCAUCCGAGCCUUUGUGCAGGAGCAAUUAUCCCGUGAAGACGACUUUGAUGAUAUUAUUUAUGGAAAAGGCCGAGGCUUCAUUAUGUUGCUCAGCGGGGAUCCUGGUAUUGGUAAGACACUAACGGCAGAAUCUGUCGCCGAAGAAAUGCAUCAGCCGCUAUACUCCAUGAGUGCCGGCGAACUGGGAGAGACAGCCACCGAAGUUGAAGAGUCCCUGGAUAAAGUUCUGGAGCUUGUCAGCAAGUGGAACGCUAUCCUGCUACUUGAUGAGUGCGAUAUGUUUGUCGAGGCCCGCACAGCCACUGAUAUACGACGGAACCGUUUGAUCUCAAUCUUCUUGAAGAAGCUCGAAUACUACCAAGGCGUGAUGUUCCUUACGACAAACCACAUCAGCAACUUUGAUGCUGCUUUCGAAUCGCGCAUUCACCUCACUAUCCGCUAUCCUGCUCUAGACGCUAAGAGCAGACUGCUCAUAUGGAAAACCUUCGCCGAGGGGGGCAACACGGAAAGUCGACUCUCCGAUAGCGAUUUGGAACUGGUGGCAAAGCACGACUUGAAUGGUAGACAGAUCAAGAACAUAAUGAAAGCAUCUCGUUUGCUUUCAAGACAGAGAAGGGAAUCAUUGUCUAUAGAUCACGUCGAGAUAGUGUUGAGAGUCAAGCAAGGGAACUUCAUCAGUAGCAAUUAAGACUUAACCAGUU